This is a messenger RNA of Orbicella faveolata, 2402 nucleotides long. RefSeq lists its product as uncharacterized. Lineage: Eukaryota; Metazoa; Cnidaria; Anthozoa; Scleractinia; Merulinidae. The record is from RefSeq and is a predicted model, not a curated record.
GGGUUCAUUCUGCCACUUCAAAAUGGAGAAUGUGAGUUCCCCUGUGACAGCGUUGGGUUUUAUACCCACGUUUUCUGCGAACCAGGAAUCGGAUGGCGAUAAAACAAGCUUUGAAACGGCUGCAUCGUCAGUGAAUUGUUUUGCUGAGGUUGUUGUGACUCAAAAUUACUCCGAUAUCUCAAGGAGUGUUGCAAUACCAGGCAACAGAGUAGCGACAUUUGCUGUUAGUUCAAGUGGUGCUCUGGCCUGUCCAGGUGGAGUGCUCAAUAGCCAAGUUGCAGUUGUCACAGUUCCCGAAAGCCAGCUGUUUGCUGUUCAGCAGUCUCAACAAGCUGAUUCUGUCCAACAGGAAACUGACUUAACCAGUGAAGACGAUGUUGCAUCUGUCACAGGCAGUGCGUCAAAUGUCAGUCAUCCAAAUGAACUGACAAUAAAUGUUACAUUACAGCCUCACUCUGGUUCUUUGUCUGAAGAUGGAGUGUUGCCUGAAGGGGCACCAAGCAGCACACCUGGUGAUCCAAAGCAGAAACGAAAAGGGGGUUGGCCAAAAGGGAAAAAACGAAAGAAGGAAUUUGCAGAUUUGAAUAAACCAAAAGCCCCAAUUACUGGGUAUGUGAGAUUUAUCAACAGUCGUCGAGCUGAAGUGAAGCAACAACAUCCUAAUUUACUGUUUCCUGAAAUAACAAAGAUACUUGGACUGGAGUGGAGUAAUCUUCUUCAAGAGGAGAAGCAGAAAUACCUGGAUGAAGCAGAAGAAGACAAAAAACGCUACAUUGAAGAGCUUAAAAUUUACCAACAGUCUGAGCAAUACCAGGCAUUUAUGAAAAGUCAAAAUGCUAAGAAAAUCAAGACCAUUGUUGGAGUAGAUACUACUGAGGAAGUGCCGUCGAGCUUACUGUUGAGCGAACAAAUGGAAGAUGACUCUAACGAAUUAUACUGCAGGGUCUGCAACCAGUUCUUCAGCUCCCCUCACAAUAAGAAAGAACAUUUGUUUGGAAAACAGCAUUUACUGAUGCUCACUGGAGAGUUUGAACGCGAAGCGGAACAAAAUGCCAAUGGCACUGAUAAGAUUGUGAGUGACUCUCCUGACCUGGCUCCCUGCACUGCUGUGGCAGAUACUGUAGGUGCAAACUUGAUACCAACUGAAUCAAUGCUCACUAUCUCACAGUUUACCGAGAAGUUCUUGGAACAAAACUUGAAUAGAGAGUUUGAACUAAGGGAACUUCGGAAAGUGGUUCUAUCGUCACAGGAGGAGAACAUCUCACUCAAUAAAGAAAUGGAAGACCUUAAGAGUUUGUUACAGAAAGUAGAAGAUGAUCUUGGAGCAGUGAAGGCGUAUGGAGCAUCACUUACAGCCCAGCGCAAUAGCUUAAGGAUGGUACCGAAUCUCUUUGGCGUAAUUAACUUCUAGCCUGUCUAGGUUGACUAGGUUGGCUCCUUUAGGUUACUGCCUCUCUUUUAGGUUGAAAACAUCAACCCAAGAGAACAGUGCAACAGGAGCACAAACUGCUGCCAGCCUGAAUAUGGGAUGUUUUAAUGGGAUGAUCAAGCCUCGGGGAUGCAUAGCAUUUUAGAGGACAAUACUUAUCGAAAGCAUCGCAAGUAUGUUACCGCAUGACACGGGUUCUAGUCACCGGGACAUGGACGAUUCAAACAGGUCUUUAUGUUCGUUUGGUUUUUGGUGUUUUUCUAGCAGUGGGCUUGGCAACCUACAAGAAUCUGAAGUUGCCGAGGAGGUUACGGUUCAUGGAACGAAUGAAAAUAACCUUGCAUACGACCUAUGGUGGUAUUCCAGUUAUACUGUCAAAGGCUGUGAAUCCAUUGGGAAAAAAAGUGCCGUUUGAUCUAAAUUGGCAAAUUGCAGGCUAUAAGUGUAACGGGUGCAAAAGCUCAUAUUGAACCGGCAUUAGUGGGCGUGUCUACUGGAGGGAAAAAAAGGAAAACAAACAAAUACAAUUAAGAGAAAUAUAAAGAGCUUAAGUAAUUAUUUUAAUUCCAGUUGUAAUGUCCCCUACAAAGCGUGACUUGGUAAGAUUGAUAUUGUGUAGGAACUAUUUAACUGUCAAAUAUUGACUUGCGAAUGAAGAAAAAUACCUGGUAUUAUAAGUUUGAAAUGACAUGCCUACAUGCAUAUCUUAUGAUAUUCUGUCGCGUGAAGCUUGGCACACUGUAUACCGUUUCUUCACUUGUCUUCGUAUUAUAACAAAUACGCGAGGAAAAGAAAAAUUAAUAUAUUUUCCUCAUUUUACUGAGCCGUAUUUCAUGUAUCCACGCCUGGGGCUGUUGUCACAUAACACUCUUGAGAUUGUGUCUUGUUUACAAACAUUUUUAGAAAAAUAUGUUUGGAACUUCAGGCAUGGUCAAUAUUAUAUAGUGAAUACACGAAAACACUUCAACAUGUA